This is a messenger RNA of Oryzias melastigma (Indian medaka), 1326 nucleotides long. It is a transcript of the gene sypl2b, whose product is annotated as synaptophysin-like 2b. The transcript has 6 exons. Gene Ontology annotation, cellular component: synaptic vesicle; synaptic vesicle membrane. Bases 363 to 1097 code for a protein of 244 amino acids. NCBI's taxonomy places the organism in Eukaryota, Metazoa, Chordata, Actinopteri, Beloniformes, Adrianichthyidae. The record is from RefSeq and is a predicted model, not a curated record.
CUUUCAGAGUAGUGGUGUCAUACAGCGAAAUAUCAAUUCUUUGGGGCUUGAUGGGAAAUAUUAAUGUUAUAACAAACUGAAAUGACUAUCAUUUUUAAUUCUGAAAAUAUUUCUUAAAGACAAAUCCACGUAUAGCUUUCUCCUCCCCAACGAAAGGCUCCAUGCAAAUAAAGUGCAAACUUGACGAUGACGCCACACAGCGACGUCUGGGUCAGCGAAUAGCCGCUCCUCUUACUGCUUAGUUGGCAACACUGGUUGGCUGAAGUUGUAGAGGAGUUUUGACAAGAUUCAGAAGCUACAAUAAAGUUUACUCGAGCUAGGGUGGACUGCUGCUGCACGAGUUUUUACGUUUAGUAAAAACAAUGGAGUCUGUCGCCCAGAAAGUGAUGGCUUCGAGAUUUAAUCUCGAUUUUGGACCCUUAAAGGAGCCUCUGGCGUUUAUCCGUUUGCUGGAAUGGCUCUUCUCCAUAUUUGCCUUUGCUACGACUGGAGGUUACAGUGGCUCGACCUUCUUCAACAUCCAAUGCAGUGGACGUGCCUUUCCAGAGAUUGAAGGAACCUUCAGCUACCCUUUCAGGCUGAUGAAGCACACGUAUGAAGUCCCUGACUGUAAAGUCAAUCAAACUACUACAGUCGUGGAGCACCUGACGGGGAACUAUUCGUCUUCUGCAGAGUUUUUCGUCGCUGUUGGAGUGUUGGCUUUCCUUUACUGCACAGCAACACUAGUCAUCUAUUUGGGCUACCAGCACUUGUACAGAGAAUCAAGUCAUGGCCCCACUGUGGACCUGUUGGUGACAGGAGCCUUUGCCUUCUUGUGGCUGACGUCCUCCUCUGCUUGGGCAAAAGGCUUGACUGACGUGAAGAGGGCGACCAGUCCGGCAUUCAUCAUCACGUUACUUGAUGUGUGUCUAAACAAAGCCAACACGUGCACCCCGGGAGCCUUUCCCCUCAUGGGCCGACUAAACGCCUCAGUGGUGUUUGGUUUCCUUAACCUCAUCCUGUGGGGGGGCAACUGCUGGUUCAUUUACAAGGAAACGCCAUUUCACAAAACAACCAGCCCGCCUCCAGUUGUGGAGGAGGGGGUUGUACCUUCAUAACUGCGUAGGUUUUUCUUUUCAUCGUUGAGCGAUCAUUUCAGUCGUAUAAGAGGUAACGUUUGUUUGGAAGGUACUACAAUUUUUUCUAAAACUGGUGGAAUUUUUGUCUUUUGAUGCCUUAACAAAUUUUUAGUGCUUUCAUAGGAUACUAGAGCUGUGUUGUUGGCACAGAUAUUAUAAUUCUGUUGCUUUAAGGAAAAAAUAAACACCUGAAAUUUGAAGGUUUCAA